CCGCGCCCCGGAUAUGCUGGGACUGCCCGCGCCGCUAGAACGCUUUGCGUGCCGGCGCCCGCAGGUCCUCGCAGUCCGCACCGUUUGCGACUUGCUUUUGAGAAAAGUCCCAUGAAUUGGAUGACACCAAGUGGCUCUGUGUCCGGAAUUGGUGGGUUCUUGGUCUCACUGACUUCAAGAAUGAAGCCGCGGACGCUGGCGGUACUUGGAAAAAUGGACAAGGCCUGUGAAAUGAAACGCACCGUGCUGGACAGCCCUCUGGGGAAGCUGGAGCUGUCUGGGUGUGAGCAGGGUCUGCACGAAAUAAAGCUCCUGGGCAAGGGGACGCCUAAAGCUGAUGCCAUGGAGGUCCCAGCCCCUGCUGAGGUUCUCGGAGGUCCAGAGCCCCUGAUGCAGUGCACAGCCUGGCUGAAUGCCUAUUUCCACCAGCCCGAGGCUAUCGAAGAGCUCCCCGUGCCGGCUCUUCACCAUCCCGUUUUCCAGCAAGAGUCAUUCACCAGACAGGUGUUAUGGAAGCUGCUGAAGGUUGUGAAAUUUGGAGAAGUGAUUUCUUACCAGCAAUUAGCAGCCCUGGCAGGCAACCCCAAAGCCGCGCGAGCUGUGGGAGGAGCAAUGAGAAACAAUCCUGUCCCCAUCCUCAUCCCGUGCCACAGAGUGAUCUGCAGCAGCGGAGCGGUGGGCAACUACUCCGGAGGGCUGGUCGUGAAGGAAUGGCUUCUGGUCCACGAAGGCCACCGGGCGGGGAAGCCAGGCUUGGGAGGGAGCUCAGGUCUGGCAGGGGCCUGGCUCAAGAGAGCGGGGGCUACCUCAGGCUCCCUGCCUGCUGGCCGAGACUGAGUGUGUGUGGUAGGAUGGAUGUUUGAGCGACACACACGUGUAACACUGCAUCAGACAUGGGGUGUGGAGGCACCACUAUAUUAAAGGAGGUGGCAGUGUCCUGGGAAC
Rhinopithecus roxellana (golden snub-nosed monkey) is the source of this 945-nucleotide messenger RNA. It is a transcript of the gene MGMT, whose product is annotated as O-6-methylguanine-DNA methyltransferase. Gene Ontology annotation, molecular function: methylated-DNA-[protein]-cysteine S-methyltransferase activity. The record is from RefSeq and is a predicted model, not a curated record. The coding region runs from base 112 to 837 and encodes 241 amino acids. Gene Ontology annotation, biological process: DNA repair. The transcript is spliced from 6 exons. Lineage: Eukaryota; Metazoa; Chordata; Mammalia; Primates; Cercopithecidae. Gene Ontology annotation, cellular component: nucleus.